Molecule: messenger RNA, 831 nt
Organism: Aphidius gifuensis
Lineage: Eukaryota; Metazoa; Arthropoda; Insecta; Hymenoptera; Braconidae
Product: farnesol dehydrogenase-like
Exons: 5
Coding region: 1-753 (250 amino acids)
Source: RefSeq, a predicted model, not a curated record
AUGGAACGUUGGAAUAAUAAAGUGGCAGUUGUAACUGGUGCCUCAGCUGGAAUUGGCCUUGAAAUAACAAAAACUUUGCUUCGUCAUGGUUUAAAUGUUGUUGGAUUAGCAAGAAGAAAAGAAAAAAUGGAGAAAGAAUUGAAUAAUUUUAAUGAUGCAAAAGGUAAAUUUUAUGCUCAUCAAUGUGACGUUGCAAAUGAAAAUGAUGUUAAAAGUGCAUUUGAAUGGAUUAAAAAAAAUGUUGGAACAAUUCAAGUUCUUGUCAACAAUGCUGGACUUGGAUUUCCCGGAUCAAUUGCAGAUAUAACAAAUGAAACAGUUAAAACAAUUGUGGGUGUUAAUUUAUUGGGUGUCAUUUGGUGCACCAAAGAGGCAUUAAAAAUAAUGAAAGGAGAAUCACAAUUAGAAAGUAUUAUUAUCAACAUAAAUAGUAUUGAAGGUCAUCGUGUAUAUAAAUUUCUUGAUUUAGAUGUCAACGUAUAUCCAGCAACAAAGCAUGGUGUUACUGGUUUUUCUGAAUCACUUAGAUCAGAAUUGAUGGGUCAAAAAAUUCGUGUCACAAAUCUUUGUCCAGGCUUGGUAAAAACUGAUAUUGCUGGAGCAAAUGGAAUUGAUCAAGGAAUAUGGUCUGAACCACAUAUUCAAUCAAAAGACAUUGCCGAUGCUGUUACAUAUGUUAUCGGUGCCCCAAGUAAUGUUCAAAUAACUGAAUUAAUUAUUCGACCACUGGGUGAACGAGCUGUUGCUUACUAACUAAUAUAAAAUUUCUAUAAUAAAUAACUUGUCAUUUGUCAAUCUAAAAGUAACAAUAAAAUUAAAUUUCAAUGUAAU